This is a messenger RNA of Papilio machaon (common yellow swallowtail), 870 nucleotides long. It is a transcript of the gene BCAS2, whose product is annotated as pre-mRNA-splicing factor SPF27. The record is from RefSeq and is a predicted model, not a curated record. Gene Ontology annotation, cellular component: precatalytic spliceosome; catalytic step 2 spliceosome; Prp19 complex. Gene Ontology annotation, biological process: mRNA processing. The transcript has 5 exons. NCBI's taxonomy places the organism in Eukaryota, Metazoa, Arthropoda, Insecta, Lepidoptera, Papilionidae. Bases 101 to 838 code for a protein of 245 amino acids.
CACACAAAGUCAUAACAAAACAAAUAAUUGCUAAAAUUAAUUAAUAACGCCUUUGAAUAAUAUUUUUAUUCAUUUUAUUUUCAAAUUAUUCAGGACAGAAAUGGCAGGGGAAGUAGUCGUGGAUGCUCUACCGUACAUUGAUCAAGGAUACGAUGACCCAGGCGUCAGAGAAGCGGCUUUGGCCAUGGUAGAGGAAGAAUGUAGAAGGUACAGACCAACUAAGAAUUAUCUAGAAAACACUGGUCCAGAACUGAGCACAGCAUUUGAGACCCCUGCACUUCAGCGGGAGAUGGAACGGGUGCAACAAAGACUGCCAAUGGAGCCUCUUUCCAUGAAAAGAUAUGAAUUGCCCCCACCACCAGCUGGAAGGCUGGGGGAACCGACAGCAUGGUCAGAGGCAGUGGACAACUCUCACGCGCAGCUGUCUCACCAGGCCACACGAGUACUCAACUUGGAGCUGCAGUUACAUUACGGGACUGAGGCUUGGAGGUCAUAUUUAAAUAUUCUCCAAGCUCUGGUCUCUCGCGCACAAAAUGAGCACACACAAUUGAGGAAGCAAAUAGCAGCAGUGAACUGGGAGCGCAAACGGUCGCAGACAGCAAGCGGAGCGCGACUGCGCGCUCUUCGUCGCCGCUGGGCACAGCUCGUAUCCGACAACUAUCGUCUCGAGCGCGCCAUUAUGCAGUUAGAAAUUCAAUUGGAAAAGGCCAAAGGACAAACCACGGCUGAGGAUGGUGAAGGUGCAGACAUGGAAGCUGUCAAAUUGUUACCAGACAAACUUAACUCGGAAACCGAGAAGGAAGUGCAGAAGAAAAUAGAAGACAUGUUUGCUGAUUAGUAAAUAAAAUAGUAUAUGUAUAUGUACCACUA